Messenger RNA from Pseudonaja textilis, 1801 nucleotides. Its product is annotated as sulfotransferase 1C2-like. Lineage: Eukaryota; Metazoa; Chordata; Lepidosauria; Squamata; Elapidae. The record is from RefSeq and is a predicted model, not a curated record. Gene Ontology annotation, molecular function: sulfotransferase activity.
ACAGAAAGCUGAAAGUCCAUUAUAGAAAUGAAAAGCAGCUGGACUGGAGAUUGUACAUUCUGACAAUUCUGCUAAAGGAAACAGAAGUGACUAAGAAGUACCAUACAAUAAUAUCUCUUUUGCUGAUAUAUCUCUUUUGUUGUAGGUGGACUUCAAAUCAGAGAUGGAAAGCUUGGAAAUCAAACCUAUUAACUGCUCCAAACUGGUGGAUGUUGAAGGAAUCCAAAUGCCCAUCGAAAUAGUAGAACAUUGGGACCUAAUAAGUGCUUUUCAAGCUCGGCCUGAUGAUCUUCUUAUUUGCACUUAUCCCAAAGCAGGGACCACAUGGAUACAGGAAAUUGUGGAUAUGGUCCAGCAUAGAGGAGAUGUACAGAAAUGUGCCCGGGCACCCAUUUAUGAGCGAAGCCCCUACCUAGAACUUUUCCCUCCAGAGCCCCUCCCUUCAGGCUUUGAAUUGGCAUUGGCAAUGCCUUCCCCGCGAACCCUCAAAUCUCAUCUUCCAACUCCGCUCCUGCCAACUUCCUUCUGGGAGCAAAAUUGCAAGAUCAUUUAUGUGGCCAGAAAUGUCAAGGACUGUGCUGUGUCCUAUUUCUACUUCCAACGCAUGCUUAAACUGUUUCAAGAUCCAGGAACGUGGAAAGACUUUCUGGAGAAUUUCAUUGCUGGGGAAAUUGCUUAUGGCUCAUGGUUUGACCAUGUUCUUGGUUGGUGGAAGGCUAAAGACCAUCAUUCAAUUUUGUACCUCUUUUAUGAAGACUUAAAAGAGAACCCAGCUCAGGAAAUCCAGAAAGUAGCUCAGUUCCUAAAUAUAGAGCUUUCAGCAUCAGUCCUGGAUCAGAUUGUGCAGCACACCACUUUUGAGUCUAUGAAAAACAACCCAAUGACUAAUUACAGCAACAUUCCUUCAGCUUUCAUGGACCAAAAUGUAUCACCUUUUAUGAGAAAAGGCACUGUAGGGAAUUGGAAGGAACACUUCACAGUGGCUCAAAGUCAACAGAUCGAUGAAAUCUACGCUCAAAAACUAGGCAACACUGGUUUGAAGUUCCGCACAGAGUUAUAAACAGACUUCACAGUGCCUUCAAUAAAUAAUUUUUAAUCAGCUGAUUUCUACCUGAGUUAAAGAAAUAACUACAAAUUUGCAAGCAAUGGUAGAAGGUUCUUUUAUGAUGGGUGGGAUUGCAAUUUUAUUAGCCUUUCCCUUAGAAAGGAAUUGCCCUGAGAUGAAUGGAAAACACUAACCUCAUAAUCAUUCUCUCUGAUGAUGAGAUAAAGAAUGAGUACAUUUUAUUUGAUUAACCUUGUCCUUUUCCCAAAGAUCUCAGAGAAGCACACAUAAUUUACAUUUUACCCUUACAUGAAUUUAGCUUGUGCAUUAUGCAAGAAAAAGAAGAGUAAGAAAAUAAAGAUCUAAAUUAUAACCAAACAUAGCAUAUCCUUCUCUCCAUGUCCUAAUCGGAUUUCUGUUGGGAGAAAAACUUGUGGCAAAUGGCUAUUUUCUACAAAUCUUAUUAAAUUAAUCUCCACCUAUUCCUCUGUUGGCCCUGCUGACUAAACAAAUAUUUAACAAUCACUCAUUCAGCUACCUUUUGAGGUUACAACAGUGCUGAAAAUGUGGUACUUUUGACCUUCCUUAAAGUUCAGCUGUUCGAGCAGCCACUUGGUCUCAUAAUGACCAUCUGGACAUUUGGCACCUGACUUACACCAACAAAGGUUGCAGAGUCCCAUGGUUAUCCAAUUGCCAUUUGACACCUCUCUGCUGGCUUUUUGUUAUAUAUUUGCAUGCUUGGAAUACUGCAUUGUG